Molecule: messenger RNA, 2398 nt
Organism: Physcomitrium patens
Lineage: Eukaryota; Viridiplantae; Streptophyta; Bryopsida; Funariales; Funariaceae
Product: putative nucleolar protein 5-1
Cellular component (GO): small-subunit processome; box C/D methylation guide snoRNP complex
Molecular function (GO): snoRNA binding
Source: RefSeq, a predicted model, not a curated record
AAAGUCGCCGUCAAGCGGCUGCACAGCGUCGCAGACUGCGUGGGAUAAACUUGACACGCCGCUGUCAUGAAGUUCUCUUCCGCAGCCAGACGAGAAGCUGUGUGCCUCUUCCCACUCUCGCUCGCUCUGCACCUCGCCACUUUGUCUGAGUGCGCUACCCACUGUGUGUAUUCUUCCUCUUGAGAGAACCCUAGUCGCAUUCACAGAGCAGCUGAUUUAGAGUCUCCACCGAAUUCCACCAUGUUGGCGCUCUUCGAGACGCCCGCGGGGUUCGCCCUGUUCAAGGUUUUGAAUGAGGGUAAACUCGAUGCCUCCGAGGAAUUGUACAAGGAGUUUGAGACUGCGGACCUCGCCCGUAAGAUGGUGAAGUUGAAAGCCUUUGAAAAAUUCGAGAAUACCACAGAUGCCCUGAAUGCUGCGUCACACCUUGUGGAAAGCAAGUUGCCAAAGGGUCUGCGCAAGUUCCUUAAGAAAGAAUGCCAAGGGGAGACUCUAGCUAUAGCUGACUCGAAGCUUGGAAAAGCUAUUAGUGACAAGCUGGAAAUCAACUGUGUUAACAAUGCGGCAGUGGCAGAGCUGAUGAGGGGUCUAAGAUCACAAUUGUCGGAACUAAUUUCUGGUCUUGCUGGUCAUGAUAUGGCUCCCAUGAGUCUGGGACUGUCUCACAGUUUAUCGCGAUACAAACUUAAAUUCAGCCCUGACAAGGUGGACACCAUGAUCGUGCAAGCCAUUGGACUCUUGGACGAUUUGGACAAGGAGCUAAAUACUUAUGCUAUGAGAGUGCGUGAAUGGUAUGGUUGGCAUUUUCCAGAGCUUGCUAAGAUCGUUCAAGAUAAUGUUCAAUACGCUAAGUCAGUGAAGCUGAUGGGCAGUCGCACUAACGCCGCAGACCUGGAUUUCUCUGGGAUAUUGCAAGAGGAAGUAGAGUCUGAAAUGAAAGAAGCUGCAGUCAUUUCCAUGGGUACGGAAGUUAGUGACCACGAUAUGUUGAACAUCAAGUCCUUGUGCGACCAAGUCAUUGCUCUCUCAGAGUACCGAGGCCAACUUUUUGACUACUUGAGGAGUCGUAUGAAUGCUAUUGCGCCUAAUCUUACUGUCAUGGUUGGGGAGUUAGUAGGUGCUAGGUUAAUUGCCCAUGCUGGAAGUCUCAUUAACUUGGCAAAACACCCGGCAAGCACUGUUCAAAUUUUGGGUGCUGAAAAGGCACUUUUUAGGGCAUUGAAGACCAAACAUGAAACUCCGAAAUAUGGGCUUAUUUAUCACGCCUCUUUGAUAGGACAAGCGGCACCUAAAUUCAAGGGUAAAAUUUCUCGAGUCCUUGCUGCAAAGUCGGCGCUGUCGAUCCGUAUGGAUGCUCUGGGAGAGGGCUCGGAAGCUAGCAUUGGUAUUGAAAGCCGCGCUAAGGUUGAAGCAAGGUUAAGGCAACUUGAAGGUAGAGCUCUUGGAAAAACUCCUGUCUCUGCAUCCAAGGGCAAGCCCAAUAUUCAGGCUUAUGAAAAAGAUAGGAAAUCUGGAACUCCUGGAUUGCUUUCUGCCGCCAAGGUUUACAAUCCCUCCGCUGAUGUUACUAUGGAUGAACCUACUGAUGCCACCCCCGCUAAGAAGAAAAAGAUCAAGGAGGCUGCAGAGGAGCCAGCUGCUGAACCAGCAGCCGAAGACACUUUACCGAAGAAGAAAAAGAAAUCUAAGGAAGCUGCAGCAGAGGCAGAACCUGAACCAACUACGGAUGCCACUUCACCCAAGAAGAAGAAGAAGAAAUCCAAGCAAGCCGCAGAAGAGGCAGCUGCUGAACCUACCACAGAGGCCACUCCUCCACCAAAGAAGAAGAAAUCAAAGGAUGCUGUCACACCUACCGUUGCGGUUGCCGUGGCUGUCACACCAGAGCUCACCAAGUCUGGGAAGAAGAGGAAAGCUGAGACUGAAGCUGCCGCCGGGGCUGCAGUAGAGGCCGCAGUGGAGGCAGUCACUGGAGUAGAGAAGAAGAAGAAAAAGAAAAAGAGCAAGGAAGAAUCUGCCUAAGCAAGAGGCGCCCAAGGAUAGUAGUUAGGUUACUUGUAGUGUAUACAUGGAGCGAAAUAUGUCAUUGAAGGGUCAAACGCUGACCCUACUCUCAAUUAUCGAACUUACACAUUCGGCGCCCAGCACAAUGCCUGCGCGCUCUUGCUGUGGGAUGCUCCCCGGGUGCCGAGAUUUGUAUUUCAGGUAACAUAGUGGAGAAUUCCUAUCUGAAAUAUCGUAAGUGAUUUCACUCCAGAUUAUCAGAUUCUGGGCGGUGCCAGGAGUCCACUGCAGACGGCAGUUCCGCUGACCUGUCGGAUGUACAUUUUUGGGCUGCUCAACAAUUCAACAUUUUUGGGCUUGUUCUCUGCUUUCUUAAAUCCGCAACGUGUCCGUGUUA